This is a messenger RNA of Polistes dominula (European paper wasp), 877 nucleotides long. RefSeq lists its product as uncharacterized. The record is from RefSeq and is a predicted model, not a curated record. Lineage: Eukaryota; Metazoa; Arthropoda; Insecta; Hymenoptera; Vespidae.
UUUUUUUUAAUGAAUUCCGACCAACAUAAUCGAAGUUGCAUCUCUUGCAUGAAUUCCAAUCGAUAAUCGUUUGUAUCAUCCACGUAAUUAAUCCUUUAGUCAAUUAUUUACGAUUUUCACAUAAAUAAGUGAACUUGAAUUACAUUUUCACCCUAAAUUGAUAAGUCUUAUUGAAAUUUUGAUAACCUCAGAAAUUUUCUCUAUUUAUUUAUUAUUUUAACUCUCGAUUAUGAUCUUUGAUAAGAAUUAAAUCAAAUCAAAUCAAAUCAAUCAAAUUACACAAACGUAAUUCUUAAUGUAUACAAAAAUGAGUGGAUCAAAUGAAAAAUGUACAAAAUGUCAUGGCGAUCAUGAGACAGGUAGCAUUUACUGUCCAAAAUUACACGAUAAAAGAAUAAAUGAUUCUAAUAAAAUAUCAUUAACCAAAUCAUUGGAUAACAGUUACAUUGUGCAAAUAGUUUCCAUAGGUAUUCGACCUGAUCAUUUUUACGAGGCUAAGAUGUUACUAGCACCGGAAGUUGACAUGUCCUCCACUAAAAUAACUGUUAAGGGUAAUAACCUUCGAGUAAGCGUUCUAAGACGCUUAAGGAAAGAUUUAUUGGAUAUUAUUGAAAAAUCGGUAUCUAACGAUUUAACCAAAUUAAUUAUUAAACAUCGAGAAAACUUACUUAUACCGGAAACUAUUGACAGCGAUGAAAUACGCGCUGUUGUUGACAAUAAACAUAGAAUGCUCAUUUUAACUGCACCUAGUAUUAAACCUAGUAAAACACGAAAAAUGUGAUCAAUUGAAAUAAAUCUCUUUGUCAAAUGUACGUGUAAGUUGAUAAUAUGCGAUAUACAUUUUCAAAAUAUUAAAAUAUUCUAAGCAUAUUUUGUU